AAAAAAGUUUUACGUCAUGACGUCACGUCACGUUGCGUCAUCCCCCUCCUCCUCCUCCUUGGGGAAAGCGCACAUUCCUAUUGUCCAAGAUGGCGGCGUAGGGUGCAGGCUCUCCCAGGCUGGAAUGUUUUUAACGGAUUUUACGAUUUAAUUUUUGACCCAUGUUUGAGUAUCCCGCGUGCGAAGAUAGUGCGUGCUUCCUGGAUCUGCGUCGCGCUCCCUGACCUGCUGGAAGUCUGAUUCCCGUCCCGAGUGCACCGGGAAGUUUGAGCUCCACCGCCGGCCUUUACAUUAUGUCCAAAAAACAGGGAUAAAAAUAAUCUAAUAAUGUGUUAAUAACUGAUGAGAGACAAAGUAAACCCUAUUCUCUUAUCUCGAGACACUGCGAGUAUUCCCGCGGUGAUCGCGAGCUUUUUCCCCAUACUGCUGGAACAUUCCAUUAUGUUUUUUAAAUAGGUAUAAUUAGACUCUGAUACAAACCUUUUUAUACAAAAAAAAGUAUAACAUAUUGUAGAUUUCUUCCCAGAAUUGGGUGUUUUCUAAAGUAAACUUUAUUUAUUUAGCGUCCAGCUGCUGCAGUGUUUCCCGUCGUGUUUCACUCACCCUGCUGGAAGUGAGCUGCUCCACCACCGGUGACCUCCACCACCCACCGGGUCGAGGAUGAAACGCCAGGCCGGGAGGGAGAGCAGUCCGUCCGGCAGUAAGCGGGUCCGGGACCGGGAGCACCGGAGGGAGGACCCUCCUCUGGCUCUGCUGCUGGCCGAGAGCCGGGGCUACCACCGCCGGAGCCGGAGCCGGGAGAAGCCUCGCCCCCUGCCCCGGCUCAGGGAGGACCGUACGGCGGCCCUGGAGAUCCAGCAGCACCGGGGGGAGCUCAGCCUGCUCGGCCGGCCCCCCCUCCGGACCACGGCUGCAGAACUCCCCUCACCCGCAGCCCGGCCCGGGACCCUGGAGUACAAGACGCUGCUCAUCAGUAACCUGGGCGCGCAGGUGUCGGACGAGGACGUGGAGGACGCGCUGUUCCACGAGUUCAAGAAGUUCGGGGACGUCAGCGUGAAGCUGUCUCACACCCCGGAGCUGGGCCGGGUCGCCUACGUUAACUUCAGGCACCCGGAGGACGCCAAGGAGGCCCGGCACAACAAGUCCUCCAGGCUGGUUCUGGGUGAGAGGCAGCUGAAGAUAGAGCCCAUGUACGUGAGGAGGCGGAGCGUCACGCCGCCGGACGCCGGCUACGUCCCGGUGCACCCCCCCCCUUAUCCACCGUACCGGCAGCGCUCGCUGUCUCCCCCCGGCAACAUUAGAGACCUGCGGGCCCGACACUUUGCCCUGGAGACGCUCAGCAGGGAGCGGGACCGACUCCUGGAUUAUUAUGGGAUGCUGGACGACAGGGGCCGGCCCUACGGCUUCCCCCCCACCCCCGUGGUGGAGGACCUGAAGCCCGAGGACGACCAGAGGGCCACCAGCAACCUGUUCAUUGGGAACCUGGACGGCAACGUGACGGAGGUGGAGCUGAGGCGGGGCUUCGACAAGUACGGCGUCAUUGAGGACGUGGUCAUCAAGAGGCCGGCCCGCGGGCAGGGGGGGGCCUACGCCUUCGUGAAGUUCCAGAACCUGGACAUGGCUCACCGGGCCAAGGUGGCCAUGCAGGGCCGUCUGAUGGGAGGUAACCCCAUCAAGAUCGGCUACGGGAAGGCCAACCCAACCACCCGGCUGUGGGUGGGGGGGCUUGGCCCGGGGAACUCCCUCGCCGCUCUGGCCCGCGAGUUCGACCGCUUCGGGAGCAUCCGGAACAUCGACUACGUGAAGGGGGACAGCUUCGCCUACAUCCAGUACGAAAGCCUGGACGCCUCGCAGGCCGCAUGCACCCAGAUGAGAGGCUUCCCUCUCGGGGGGGCGGAGCGCCGGCUCAGGGUGGACUUUGCAAAGGUGGAGGAGAGCCCCCCUCCCCGGGUGUUCCCCUCCGGGUACCAGCCGCCCGUUGCGCCCCCCCCCCCACACUACGAGGUCCUCGGGGAGACAUUCGGCCGCCAUCGCAGCCUGGAGCGUGAGCUGAGGGCGGGGGCCCGGGAGCGCGCCUCACCACCCCCCCACAGAGAGAGAGACUUCAGUCCCACCCGGAGCCUGGAGAGGAGGGGGGGGGAGGUGUUCGGGAGGCGGGGGGCGCGGAGCCGCAGCCGGAGUCGGGAGCGCUGGCUGAAGGAGCGGGAGGAGAGGCGGGGUGGGCGGAGGAGGAGUGCCUCUCCGGACCGGGAGGGCAGGGCGAGGGUGAGGGGGGGCCCCGUCUCCCCCGAUGCCAGUCCAGACCGAGCAAGGGUCCGAGCCCCCGACUCCACCACGGAGCCGCGGGAGCCCGAGAACGGGGGCCGGCACCCCGUCGGCCACGAGGAAGAGCCGCCCUCCAGCCGCCACAGCAAGAGAUCCGUCGAUCACCACCCCCCCCACCCUCGGAGCAGCGAGGCCCUCCCCCCCAUCCCUGCGGACCCCGCCUCCCCCCCCACCUCGCUGUCGGAGUUUGCGGCGGCGUCCCUGGUGAAGACGUGGCACGGCUUCUUCGCUCUGAAGAACAGCAGCUUCCCCGCGGAGCUCUUCCUGCUGGAGGGGGGGGCCGCCUUCUUCCACGCCGCCCUGCAGGCGUCCCCCCCCGGCCAGCUUAAGAUCGCCCAGCGUCUCCGCAUGGACCAGACCCGGCUGGAUGAGGUGCGGCGCCGCGUGAAGCUGGGCCGCCCGGACGGGUUCUCGGUGCUGCUGGCCCUGCAGGGCCCCGUGGAGCGCCGCGGCCCCCCCGAGCCCGGUCUGCAGGCGCGGCUGCUCAGGCACCUGGUCACAUACCUGCGCAACAAGGAGGCGGCGGGGGUGGUGAGCCUGCCCGCCGCCAAAGAGGGGGGGGGGCCUGGCGCCAUGCUGUACGCCUUCCCCCCCGGCCUGUUCUCCCAGCAGUACCUGCAGGCGGCCAAGAGGACUGUGGGUAAUCUGGACGAGGAGCACAUGGUGGUGGUGAUCGUCAGCGACACCAACUGAUCUGAGGGGGUGGGGGUACAUCCUGGUAAAGAAACACUACUCUGAAUGUUGAAACCCCCCCCACCCCCCACAUGUCCUGAGAUGUUAGACUCUGGGAGAGGAACUACAGACUCUUUUUACUGAUUUAUUCCCUGAGACUGCUCUCUGACCUCUACAGGGGGGGUCUCAUAUGUCCCUCCCCCAGAUGAGUAGAAGCAGGAGAUCCAGCUAACUGGGCCGCCCUGAUUUGACAUUUUUUUAAGCGGUCUGCGAUGAAAGACCCCCCCCCACUAAAUGCUUGUUAGCGACACUAAUUGAUGGACCCUCUGCAGAGUCAGAGAGGAACUGCAAACACUCCAUGUUUCUACGUCUUUUACUGUUUGAUCCCUGAUAAUGAAACACUACUCACCUCUUCAGGGGGGGUUUCACUGUUUUUAAAUGUCUCCUCCAACAGAAUGAUCCCUUGUGUGCACCUCAGUCUCCUUCAUACGGUCAUGUGUUCGCUGCUUCACAUGUGCAAGACGUGUUUUAAAGCGUUUUAAAGAGGUGAAAGCACUCCUGAGGGUUUCAUAGUUAUUUUACUUUGGGACGUUCCUGCAUUUCCUUUAAGUCCUCUGUUCGAUGUGGACGUGAAGCUGGUGAUAUGUGAAGCGUCUACAUCCCAAUACUUCUGUUAGAAUCCCCUCUUUUAUCUUGUAAAGUGUGUGAACGUUAAACGCUAAGACUAGAACAGGGUUAAAGGAACAGGCUGAGUGGUGAUGCAGGAGGGAUCGUUCUGCAGGUGGACCUGUGAGGCACGCGCUGCUGCUUUUAUACUCCAACACUAACCUGACGAUUGUUUAUCUGCUUGUUUACUUUAUUUCCUGUUGUGUAUAUCCAAUCUGAAUGUGUGUGUGUGGGAGGGGCAGGGUUUAUACACAGUCGUUGUAAAUCUCACGGUUCUCACUCGAUCAUUCCAAAAAGUGUCUGUUGGUGCAUGCAGGUGUGUGUGUGUGUGUGUGUGUGCUGUUAUACUGGUGCGAGGUCUGAUCAUAUUACUGGCUCAGAUUUUAUAUUGUAUGCAGACUUUUAUUCCAUUUUAAUACAGAAAUCCAUCCAUCUCUGACCCCUCCUUCUUGUCCAUGUUUCAGGUAUCACCAUACCAUGCUGUAUGGAUAGUGACAGUGUGUGUAGAGGGUAUGUCCACAGUGUGAAUAUGUAGCAGCUGCAAAGGCGCUAAUUGAGUCAAUGAAUUACAAAUCCAAAAGGAGAAAGCUGUAUUAUUUGCAUCGGUGCGGGUAACACCCCAUAAAGUGCAACCUGAUUGAUUUGAUAAAUGUCUUUAUAAAUAUAAGACCUGUCGGAGCAGAGCUGCUGAUAUUACCUGAAGGUUAGGGGCUUGGCCUGGGAACUAGAAGGUCACCAGCUCAAGUCCCCGAAAGUCCAAGUGCUACAGAGGUGUCCCUGAAGGCACCGUUCCCUACACUGCUGCCAGGGCGCCGUACAUAUGGCAGCCCACUGCUGCUAACACUACGAUGGGUCAAAUGCACAAUUCUCAAAUUUCCCCACCGGGAUUAAUAAAAGAACAUCCAACUCAUCCUUAUCAUUACAACUCAAAGAUAGAGACAACACUUUCAGCGCUGACCAGAUCAGUGUCCUUUGA
Messenger RNA from Eleginops maclovinus (Patagonian blennie), 4639 nucleotides. It is a transcript of the gene rbm15b, whose product is annotated as RNA binding motif protein 15B. Gene Ontology annotation, molecular function: mRNA binding. The record is from RefSeq and is a predicted model, not a curated record. Lineage: Eukaryota; Metazoa; Chordata; Actinopteri; Perciformes; Eleginopidae. Gene Ontology annotation, cellular component: nucleus. Gene Ontology annotation, biological process: regulation of alternative mRNA splicing, via spliceosome.